Strongylocentrotus purpuratus (purple sea urchin) is the source of this 6166-nucleotide messenger RNA. Its product is annotated as probable phospholipid-transporting ATPase IIB. The transcript has 23 exons. The coding region runs from base 383 to 3691 and encodes 1102 amino acids. Gene Ontology annotation, molecular function: ATP binding; ATPase-coupled intramembrane lipid carrier activity; magnesium ion binding. Gene Ontology annotation, cellular component: endosome; plasma membrane; trans-Golgi network. NCBI's taxonomy places the organism in Eukaryota, Metazoa, Echinodermata, Echinoidea, Camarodonta, Strongylocentrotidae. The record is from RefSeq and is a predicted model, not a curated record. Gene Ontology annotation, biological process: retrograde vesicle-mediated transport, Golgi to endoplasmic reticulum; endocytosis; phospholipid translocation.
AAGAAAAUCAUUAAAUACAAAACAAGAGUACAUUUGAAAAUGAGUCACAUGGGUGCCGUGAAAAGAAUGAGAUUAACUCAAUAACUGUAACCCGAAGGUCUUCUUUUCCAAUCCAUGUGACUUUACAGAGAUGGUAACAAUAAAAUGGUGAGGUAUAACAAUUUGAAGACAUUACAAGAUGUUUAUUGAAGCGUGUAAGCUUGUUUUCCAGGGCCUUUGUCUAUUCACAACUCAAUCACCUCAGUCUACAAUGUACAUGUAGACAUACCAGUGGCAUACAUGUUCAAUUGUAACUUUUUACAGUGCUUCACUUUUGCAACAUGUUAUUCCACACUUGGCAUCAGCAGUAAGCUUUCCCAAAAGUUUUGGUAUAAUUCUUGACAUGUAUGGGUCGAUUGCCCAUAGGGUCAACAAGCAUGUGUAUGUAUUUGAUACACAUGUAUGUGCCCCUUACCAUGUUGGAUCAGAAGAAGACUCUGUAGAGGACCUGCCUCUGGUCAUGGGGGAGGAGAUCUUCGAUAACGAGCAUGAGUCGUUGACUCGACGAGGCACCCACAGGCAAGACCCCAUCACACGUUGCCUGUGUAGCAUCAACGAUGCCUGUUCAAGGUGCUUUUCCUCAUUCAAAUUGAGAUGUAAACCUGAGAAGGAGCUGUUCCCACGUACAGUAUGGCUUGGCAAGGCAGGCCCACAGCAAGAGAAGUAUCCACCCAACAAGAUCUGCAAUCAGAAAUAUAACAUCUUCACAUUCAUUCCUCUGGCCCUGUACUACCAGUUCAAGCUGUUUCUCAAUCUCUACUUCUUACUGAUGGCUUUAUCCCAGCUAAUACCAUCACUCAGGAUAGGAUAUCUCUACACCUAUUGGGCACCAUUGGCGUUUGUCAUCUUUGUGACGAUGUGUCGGGAGGCUCUUGACGACUUCAGGCGAUACAGAAGAGAUCGGGAGGUGAACAUGUCUCAGUAUUACAAGCUAACCCGCACAGGACUAGUCAAGGUGCCCAGCUCAGAGCUACAAGUCUCAGAUCUCAUAGUGGUAGAAAAGAACCAAAGAGUUCCAGCUGAUCUUGUAUUACUAAGAACAACAGAGAGAAAUGGGGCAUGUUUUAUACGCACAGACCAGCUAGAUGGUGAAACAGACUGGAAGCUAAGACUAGCAGUACCCAGCUGUCAAAGGUUAAACAAGGAUGAGGAUUUACUGGGCUAUAAUGGCAAUGUAUAUGCAGAGAAGCCUCAGAAAGACAUCCACAGCUUCGUAGGAACGUUCACGGUGCUAGAAGAGGGUGUAUCAACACAGGAUGCACUGGGCAUUGAGAAUACAUUGUGGGCUAACACCGUAAUAGCAUCUGGUCAAGCUUUGGGUGUGGUCAUCUACACUGGUCCUGAGACGAGAGCCGUGAUGAACACGUCCAGUCCAAGGCUCAAGUUUGGCAUCACUGACCUGGAGGUCAACAAUCAGACCAAAGUGCUCUUUCUCCUGACCUUAGCACUGGCUGUCACCAUGAUCAUCAUGAAGGGAUUCCAGGGCCCAUGGUUCAGAUACUUUGUUAGAUAUGUGCUUUUAUUUUCUUCCAUUAUUCCACUCAGUUUACGAGUGAAUCUUGACAUGGCCAAGAUUGUCUACUCCUUUGUCAUCAUGCGAGAUUCAGAGAUCCCUGGUACGGUGGUCAGGUCUACCACCAUCCCGGAGGAGCUGGGGCGCAUCACGUAUCUACUAUCGGAUAAAACCGGGACACUUACACAGAAUGAGAUGGUCUUCAAGAAAUUACAUCUGGGCACAGUUGCCUUCGGCAGCGACAGCCUGGACGACGUCAAGACGCACCUCCUCUCAGCCUACUCCCAGAGCAACCAUGCAGGGACGGCAAAGACCACACCUGCACGCAAAUCGGCCGUGAGACGGACCGUUGUCACCAGGGUAUUUGAGUCGGUUAGAGCGCUGGCAUUGUGUCACAACGUAACGCCAGUCCAAGACGAGGAUGCAGAGGGUUUAGUGAUCAAUGACGGAGACCAAGACCAAGAGGCUAGCAUUGUGUAUCAAGCCUCGAGUCCUGAUGAGGUUGCCCUGGUAACCUGGACAGAAACCGUCAACCUUACCCUAGUCAAGCGAGACCUGAACUCCAUGCUCCUGCGAAACCCUACAGGAGAAGAGGAUGAGUACACCAUCCUCCAAAUCUUCCCUUUCACAUCAGAGACAAAGAGAAUGGGGAUCAUCGUCAAGGAGGAGAAAUCUGGCCAGAUCAUUUUCUUCAUGAAAGGGGCCGAUACAGUGAUGAGCUCCAUUGUACAGUACAACGACUGGCUUGACGAAGAGAGUGACAACAUGGCAAGGGAAGGGUUAAGAACUCUAGUUGUCGGCAAGAGGAUACUUACAGAAGAACAGUAUGCAGACUUUGAGAAUCGUUACACCCAGGCCAAGCUCAGUGUAACAGAGAGGGCAUCCAAGGUAGCGGCGGUGGUAGAGAGCAUCGAGAGGGACCUGGAGCUCCUGUGUCUGACUGGGGUGGAGGAUAAACUACAGCAAGAUGUCAGGCCGACCCUGGAGAUGCUCAGGAACGCUGGCAUCAAGAUUUGGAUGUUAACCGGGGACAAGCUGGAGACGGCAUGCUGCAUCGCCAAGAGCGCCAAGCUGGUGUCGACGAGACAGGCCCUCUUUGUCUUCAAGAAAGUCAGCAACCGUUCGGAAGCCCAUUCAGAAUUGAACUCGUUCAGGAGAAAGAGUGACUGUGCCCUCGUCAUCAUGGGGGAGUCAUUAGAUGUCUGUCUCAAGUUCUAUGAGCAUGAAUUCAUCGAGCUAGCUUGCCAGUGCCCAGCAGUGGUGGUGUGUAGAUGCUCACCGACCCAGAAAGCUGACAUAGUGAACCUUCUCAAAACACAUACAGGGAAGAGGACAUGUGCAAUAGGGGAUGGAGGAAAUGAUGUAAGCAUGAUUCAAGCAGCCAAUGCCGGGGUCGGUUUAAUUGGAAAGGAGGGAAAGCAAGCCUCGCUGGCUGCCGACUUCUCUCUCACCCAUUUCCGCUACCUGGGGCGUCUCCUCAUGGUCCACGGUCGCAACAACUACAAGAGCUCUGCCUCGCUGAGUCACUUUGUGAUGCAUCGUGGGUUGAUCAUCUCCACCAUGCAGGUCAUCUUCUCCUCUCUCUUCUACUUCUCCUCCAUAGCUCUGUAUCAGGGCGUGCUCUCUGUAGGGUAUGUGACGGUGUACACAAUGUUCCCUGUUUUCCUGUUAGUGAUAGAUAAAGACGUAACACCCGAGACAGCCAUCAAAUACCCUGAGCUAUAUAAAGACUUACAAAAGGGUCGGAUGCUGUCCUGGAAAAUGUUCUUCGUCUGGAUCCUGAUCAGCGUGUACCAGGGUGGGAUCAUCAUGUAUGGCGCCCUCUGGCUGUUCGAAGGAGAGUUCCUUCACAUCAUCUCCAUCACGUUCACCGCCCUCAUCAUCACCGAGCUGCUCAUGGUGGCCUUGACCAUCCGGACGUGGCAGUGGCCGAUGGUCAUCGCGGAGCUCAUGAGCGUCGUCAUCUACAUAGCUUCCAUGUUCAUCUUUACCGGAUACUUUGAUCGUGAUUUUAUCACCACCUUCACGUUCUGGUGGAAAGUUCUGGUCAUCACCCUCGUCAGCAACGUGCCUCUCUACAUCCUCAAGUUCCUGCGACGGCGGUUCAGCCCUCCGAGCUACUCUAAGCUAUCAGAAUAGGUACUCAUUUACUAACACUAAACCUCAUGAGUGGGACUAUAUGACCUCUCUAUAUCCUUGAGCUACCACGGUGGCGCUUCAGCUCUCCCAGCUACUCCAAGCUAUUGGAAUAGGUACCCAUUUACCAACACCAAACAUCAAGGAUGGGACUACAUUGCUUUAAAAAUUGGUGACCGAAACAUUUACCUGAAUUGCGACUUGCCUGGCACCAAAGUCUUUGUGUAGAUCUUUUUCAAAUGAUUAGAUGUAUACACAAGCAGUUAAGCCUGCUGAUGAUACUUUAUGUCUAUGUUUUUGUAUGUACAAUUUUGAGCGAACCUUCCAGCUAUUUUUUCCUUUUUUCAUCUGGGAGGUGCAAUAUAUUUGACAUCUUCUUUUGAUUAUAUGUGCAUGUGCAUUUAAUGCAGUUUUAAUGUGUCCCUUUCUCCCUUCGUAAAAAAAAAUGUCUUUCAACUUAGAUGCUGCUUAAAAGUAUCGGCUUGCAUGGUGAUGUAGAUAUCAGUAGGUUUUUGGUUGCACCAUGUGAGAGGGAGGGGGAAGGAUUUCCCACUCCAGAUGACGGAUUCAAAACGUUGAGCCAACCUCUCCGACCGGCGCUAUAGUUCUCCUUAGAACUUUAAGCUCAAGAAAGAUUACCAACAGUUCUUUUCAGGACUACACAAACAGUCCUUUUCAGGACUCCCCAAUCCUCCCCCUCUCUCUCACAUGGUGCAACCUUAAUCCUACUGUAUGUCUUUCAACUUUUUUCACUGUCCAGAAAGCUAGGUGAAUCUGCAGAUUUUCCUCCCUCCCCCUCCCAAACUGCUCCUGAGUUUUUCCCUUUUUUGUAAAUUAGUAAUUAUAUUAGUAUUCAUAACAGUGCAAUCUUCUAUUCAUGUUCAUACAUGUUUAUGGAUUGCAAUUUUUGCGAUUUAUGAAAAAGAUAUAUAUUUUGAUUGAUGAUAUUAUACAAGGUAAAUCAAGGGAAUAUAAAUUCUUGUUGUUUGAUAUGACUUUAAAUGCCUUUACCAAACCAAAGCAUGUGAUAUAUUGAUGUCAUUUCUGAUUGAAUGAAACCUUUGAACCAAACUUAGACCUAAAUGUAGGCCAAAACUUUAUGCUAUAUAAAAGCAGAUGUGCAGGAAAAACUGUGGACCAAAAUUUCAACUAACACAUUUCUAGAUACAUGCCGUACAAUUGAAUGAAGUAAAAUAGUGUAUGCACAGGUACUAUACAGUCAAACAUGCUGUAGCAACCACCUGUAUAGAAAGACCACCCAUCCAUAAAGACCACAUUCCCCCCCCCCCCCCCUAUCGAAACAGUGUUUAGCAUCAAGAGAUGUGAGAAGUGAAACCUGUAUAUAAAGACAACUUUUUUGUGUCUCCUUUGAGCGGCCUUUCUGUUCAGGUUUGAAUUUGAUUUGAAAUGAAAAUUGUAGAUAUCGGCAGGAUGAGCUACUUAACUAUCAAAUUGUUGCGGUGUAGUGGUUUAUUUUCUGUACUCUCAAGCCAAAGGUUCAGGGUAUGAAUCCCAGCCAGGCACUAACGUCCUUCGGUGAGGCAUUAAUCCACAUUUGCCGCUCUCCACCCAGGUGUAAAUGAGACCCUGGCAACCACUGGUGUAAUGAUAAUUGCAGGGUACUCAAGAAGAACAGUGCUGAUGCUGAAGUUAACAAAAUUGUUAUUAGUAGUAGUAGAGGUAUAGUUGGGAUUGUUAAUAUGGAAUUCAAGUUAAACAGCAGUGAGGCUUGUAGUGAUGGUUAAAUUCAAAGGAGUAUCAGGAGAUAGGCCACAUAGCACUUUGAAGAUUGCAAGUAGAAGAGGUUGGUGGAUGAGGAUACAUGUAGGUUCCACCUUUGGAAGAUGGAUAGAGUAUGGUGGUGGUUUUAUCAAUAUAAAUGCCAUUAAACGUUUUGUAAUGUAGAUUUUUUUUUGAUAAUGAAUUUCUAUCAAAGCAUCUCAAUAACAUAAGGUCACUAAUAAUAAAUGAGAUAUUGUAAUGGAUUUACAUCAAAUUAAUCCAGAAUUUGGAUCGAGCAAUCUGAAGUUGUGUAAUUUACAGUUAUAAAUGCAAAAAUGUGAAGAAAAAUAUGAAGAAGAGAGAGAAUUGAUGUAUGUGAUGGCGAUAUUUGAAUAUUCAUGCCAGUGGAAUGAUCUUCGUCUUUACAUGUGUAUCAAUGAUUUGUUUGUGGGAUUUUGAUAUUUUGUGUCUAUUUAUUGAAUGUCCCACAUAUGUGUUUUCAUGUUUGUACAUUCAUUUACCUUACUGUCAGGUAUAUAUAUAUAUUACAUGUACAUGGAGGAUUUAUAGAAAUUGAGAGGAUGGGAAUGUGCACUUGUUUGAGGGACCACCCAAGAAGUUUUAAAUUGAAUAGAAAUAGAAUUAUAAGGGAGGGGGGAUACUGUUUUUCCUUUUCGAUGAAAUAAAUUCACAUCAAGGCCGCUAAAAGUGCACUGACUAAGUAAUCUCACAGAUCGGUAGAACUUGACCUUCCAA